Lathyrus oleraceus (garden pea) is the source of this 405-nucleotide messenger RNA. RefSeq lists its product as uncharacterized. The coding region runs from base 1 to 405 and encodes 134 amino acids. Gene Ontology annotation, molecular function: metal ion binding. Lineage: Eukaryota; Viridiplantae; Streptophyta; Magnoliopsida; Fabales; Fabaceae. The transcript has 5 exons. The record is from RefSeq and is a predicted model, not a curated record.
AUGUAUAAUAUGCAAAAUAUGGCUCAAGUUCUCAUAUUUGUUUAUGCAUUGGUCAUCUUUAUUUUUCUAUUUCUUGUUGAAACAACUAAAGUAAGUGCCAAUCCCUGCAAAUCUGUCGAGGAUUGUCCAGAGGUUAGAGAACAUAUUGCAAAGUGCAUUGAUGGUGUUUGUGACUAUUGGCCAGAUCCAGAUUUUGUAAAGAUUAAUAAAAAGGAAGCAGUUGGAAAUGAGUCAUUGAGUCAAAAUUUGCGCGUACAUAGGACAACACCUUUAUUGAUUCAUGUACACACAAACCUAGAUCUAAAAAUCGCCUCUCCCUGCAAAUUUGUAAAAGAUUGUCCCCAGGUUGAAGAACUUGUAGCAAAGUGUGUUGAUGGUUUUUGUGUGUAUUGGAUUCUAUGUUAA